UGUCAAAGCGAGGUUCAUGGGAGCCAUUCAUGCAUUUAUGAUAAAACCACAGUGUGCAUAGCACUGCAUCGCAAUUUCUCCACUGGAACGGCACCAUAGAGGGAACCUCCAGCACUGAUAGCCUUCUCCAGUGAUCGCAUUGUUUAACUCAUGAAGUAAUAUUAAUGCUUCUUUAAUUUUUAAAGUAUUGUGCUCAGAAAUUACACAAACAUUGUCUGCUGAUAAUACAACUGGUCACAUUGAUUGCAGUAUUGCCUACAACGUACAGCAAACUCUUUGGUUUGAAAAUUAGGUGGGCCUAGAAUAAAUAAAUUAGAUAAUUCAAUAUGGCGUUGCUAACACUAGUCCAUCUUCCCGGCAAUGGGAUCGCUUCAAACGUUAUGUAUUACUUCUGCUGUUUAGUUACUGAACUUUUAAAUUGUAUCUCUGUAUUUAUCUGGUUAAUACCUUUGACUAAUGCUUUGGAUGAGCGUAGAUGGAAAGGCCAUGUUGCCUCAUUAAUAAAUAGCAUUUCUCUCUGACGGGGAAUGGCUUGAUUUAUUUCUCAAAUGCUCGGGUCAUUCUUUGUACAACAUAACACCCGUGAAGACCUAGCUCUAGAUGCAAAAUUCCUCACUACCACUCGACUGCGUCAGGCCAUCACUUUGUCUUGGAUGUAAACAUGUCUUGUAUGCAUGUUGUAAUUUGCCCUCCAUACUUAUCAACGUUUGUUUGGUCUGGAGUUUUUUUUCCCUUCAAUCUUGUGUUUAGAAACAGGAAUUAAAUCUGUUGUUUACUGUGUGACUGUGGAUGUUCAUGCUGUUCCCUCACAUAAUAACACAAAGCUGUGAUUUCUAUGGACAAAGGGCAGCAGUAUGUGACAAGACUGCAGAAGCCACUGCUGAAUAAACUGUCUGCUUGCUGCUUCCAGAGUCAUUCGCCAACAACUUGCCACAGACACUCCAGAGAUAUAAAUACAAAUAAUUAGCAUUAUCCUCUCCCGGUCCCUGGGCAACAGAGGGGUAACAACCCAGCUCAUGACAUACAAGUCAUUCUCACCCCUUAGAUCACACUUAAUGCUGGACAAGUGUUAAAAUGAAUCAGCCGGGUAUAUAAAGUGUGUGAGUGGAGCUUUACAGAUGCCAAAGCAGCAUUUUCCUCAGUUCACUUUCAGCUGCUGUCCAGGUCAUCAAUCUAGACUUGUUUGUCAGGGUGGAGCUACAGGCUUUGCAGUUUCAACAUCCUUCUCCUUCACUCUGAGCUUAUUUUCUAGGAUAUGGGUGAACCAAAUAAAAUAUUAUCCCGUCCCAUUUUCCGCCGAGAUGUGGGCUGGGAUCCUUUCCCAAACUGGACACAGCCGAGUCGCAUCUUUGCGCAGGAUUUUGGCCUCCCUCCAUUCCUAGAGCCCAGCGAUCUGGACUGGAUAGACUGGGCGAAGAAGAGACUGGCUUCUUUCUCCUGGCCUGGGUACACUCAAACUCCCCAUCUGCCUCCAUUCAGUGGUCAGCACCCUGCGGCGUUGAACCAAAAGGGUCUGAGACAACUGACAAGUGGAGUGUCAGAGAUCCGAACAGGGCAGGACAGCUGGAAGAUUAACCUGGACGUCAAUCACUUCUCGCCUGAGGAAAUUACUAUCACAACCAAGGAGGGUUAUCUGCAAAUAUCAGGAAAUCAUGAAGAAAGGCAGGAUGAGCAUGGAUUGGUUUCCCGGUGCUUCACCCGGAAAUACAAGCUACCACAGGGGGUGGACUUGCAGCACAUCAGUUCCUCUCUGUCUGGAGAUGGAGUUCUGUCUGUAGAGGCCCCCGCCCCGCCUGGGACCUCCAUCAGCAACCCAUCAAAUGAAAUUGUCAUACCCGUUCAGACCAGACAGAUGCAGGAUGGUGAAAAGGGAAACCAGUAAGCAGAAUUUGAAACUACAAUCAGUUGUAGCCCAAGUUGUGUAGCAACCUGUGCACUGGCAUAAGUAAGUUUGUUACAGCUUAUUAAAUGUCAUCUGUAACAACAAGCUUGUUUUCCUGCCAUAAGAUACUGUCAAAUACACAAAAUACACAAAAUGCACUGUCACCAGUACAAUUACUUCUGGUUGUUCAAUGUUAAAGGUGGACUCAAUAUAACACAGACUUUGAAAAUAAGGAAUUAUUUUUCCUUGUCAGCACUAAGCAUGACCUUGCAUUUCUAACAACAUACCAUCACCUUUCCAUGCACUUCCAAUGUCUUCAUUAUAUAUAAAAAAGACAUGUUAAUAGCUGUAGUUGUGACCUUGCAUGACCUAAGGGACUGUGGAAAUUAUGGCUGACAAUACUGGCCAAGAAUGGACAGUGCACUACUGGUUUACUUGUCCUGGAUAGUAAUUGACUAUUUGUAUCUAAGCAGCUUAUUUACUGUCCAUCAAAUAGUGCUUCUGUGUAACAGGGCAACAUAAUAGAAGACGUAUAAUUAAUUUUGUUUUGCUUUUGAGGAAGAGAAACAUUGUAGAAGUUGUAAUGUUUGUAAUGAAAGUUGUGUGUAAGUAUAAGAUGUAAUUAAUGACCAGUCUAAUGAAACUGUCCUGACAUCCUAUAAUGUUCCACAAAUGUAACAGCUUCUGAUAAAUUAAAAACAUCAUUUUCUCUUU
Molecule: messenger RNA, 2596 nt
Organism: Micropterus salmoides (largemouth bass)
Lineage: Eukaryota; Metazoa; Chordata; Actinopteri; Centrarchiformes; Centrarchidae
Product: heat shock protein beta-1-like
Exons: 3
Coding region: 1256-1882 (208 amino acids)
Biological process (GO): response to heat; protein refolding
Molecular function (GO): protein folding chaperone
Source: RefSeq, a predicted model, not a curated record